AUGCUUGUGAGCUACCCUCGCUCGACGAUCACGGGGAAUUCAAUCUGUCGUUUAUGGGCGUAUUUGGCUUUGACGGUUUUUCCACUUUUUUAUUCACCGAGCAAAUCACUUUUUACAUUAUUACUCUUGUUUGCUAAUUUAUUUUUAUACGCUUUACGAGUUAAUCGUAUUGGUGAUUGGGGAACACAGUUCGAAGUGUUGGUUGGACACGUCUAUUAUAAAUAUUCUAUAAAUGUAAAUGAACCACCUCCUAUUAGCGACGACUUGCAGAUAUUUCGCAAGGUAAUACGAAUGUGUAGUGCAGAGCUUCCGUUUAGAACCCCAACUCAUGCAUUCUUUAGGAAUGACGUUUCAUAA
Messenger RNA from Angiostrongylus costaricensis, 357 nucleotides. The record is from the annotation of a GenBank genome assembly. Lineage: Eukaryota; Metazoa; Nematoda; Chromadorea; Rhabditida; Metastrongylidae.